Molecule: messenger RNA, 1707 nt
Organism: Symbiodinium sp. CCMP2592
Lineage: Eukaryota; Dinophyceae; Suessiales; Symbiodiniaceae
Source: the annotation of a GenBank genome assembly
AUGGAUACCGUGUUGAAGGAGCUGUUGCAUUUGAAGCGCAACAAGAUCGCUUUGCGUGGCUGGACUCUUGAAGAUCUGGUUCAGGAAGUCCACACCUUAGUCCCAGGACUUAGAGCUGUGCGCCUGCUCCUCGACCGCCUUGAUGCUUUUCCGGCUGUUCAGGAGACCCUUUUCUCCGUCCGGACGCCCGCGGCGCAUAUCCCGACUUCCUUCGUGGCGUCGUUCGUGUUCUGCCGCGGCAGCCAGACCCAGGAAUACCCGCUGAGGCACAUGAGCACCAGAAAAGCCGCAGAGGAUUGGGCACUAGAAGACUACGCAGCAGACGCCGUGACCAAUGAAGUCCUUGACAAGCUAGCAAGCAUUUUCCCCGCGGCCAGGUAUCUUGUUGAUCUUGCGAGAAGGCUGGAUGGGCUCUUUUUGCAGGAUUCGUUGGGGCGCAUUUGGGAUGCCUUACCGGAGGGCCAGUUUGCUGCCCAGUCACAGUGGACGGGCACCACAUCCACCACCACGGCUACGCAGUCCUCAGCGCAAAUCGGGACCCACAUUGUCUUUGUACUUGCUGGUGAAGGCACUCUCAUCCGACUGGCACCUCAGCCCAUCCAGCAAGUCCACGUGGAGCACUCUAUUGCCGAGAUGCUUCUCAUCAUGGCGAGGCAAGGUCGCAUGCCCAGAAAUCCCCUCCUUUCACUGUGCACUGCGAUGCCUCGUAACUUGAAUAACCCCCAAGAGCUCAUGGUGGGGUUCAUGAUUUAUCCCAGUGCAGGAGAGGCCAGGGAUGUGGCAGUGCUCCAAGAUUUGUCUUCUGAUGGCACCAUGCUGCAAGCUAUCAUGGUCGACGCUGGAACGCGUUUGGAGCACAUGGUAGGCAGUGCACAGGCCAGGCGGGGGUUUACCCCCAUCCUCAAUGGAGUCCCCAGAGCUGCAGCGAACCGUGACCUUGUCACUGGAGAUUUGAUCCAGCUGGAACAACCACCAUUGACUACCAGAGUUGUGACGGUUGCGCAUAUGUACUUCCUACUCCCGGAACUCCGUUUCUUUGCGAUGCCUCUGAGCAUGCCCUCCAUGGCACCAGUUUCACGCAAUCCCAUGAACCCCAUUGCGGUGGAGCGUGGAAGAGAAGCGGCUCGACGGACACUGCAGCUGCGGACCAUAGAGCGUCGAGUGGAGGUGGGCGAGCCGGGCCAUGACAAUAGGCCGCUAAUGGUGAUGGGUCCGACCCAUCCCCCCUACUUUCUCUUUAUGCCGGCGCCUUUGGAGCCAAGCCUUCGUGAGGUUUUGCUUUUCUUGUCCUACUCGGGUUUCUUUGAUCCGGGGACAAGCUUUGCAGAGACUCGUGCAUUGUCUCAUGGAGUGGAGAUCUUUGUGUCCAUCCCUCCACGAAGCACACGCUCCACAGUGCUCCUCACAGCCCCUGACACAACGCUUACUUAUCUGCAAGUGAAUAUGCCAGUGGGCAUGCCUCUGCAGAACCUUGGGCUCCCGGUCCGGAGGGGUUUUGAGCUUGUGUUUCCUCCGCGAGCUGCUCACGGGGCUGUGAUCAAAGACAAGGACCAACCCCAACAUAGUGCAAGUUCCUCUCUUGGCACGGCUGGCACUUCACUUGCCCAGCUCCCCGACCUUAGUCGUAAGAGGGCUGAUAGAUGUAAGGGUCUUAGCCUUGUGACGCGGCUUGCAAGCUACUUCUAUCUUUUCCUGGAAAUCAUUUAA